Messenger RNA from Triplophysa rosa, 4400 nucleotides. It is a transcript of the gene clip1b, whose product is annotated as CAP-GLY domain containing linker protein 1b. The coding region runs from base 205 to 3000 and encodes 931 amino acids. NCBI's taxonomy places the organism in Eukaryota, Metazoa, Chordata, Actinopteri, Cypriniformes, Nemacheilidae. The transcript is spliced from 22 exons. Gene Ontology annotation, cellular component: nucleus; cytoplasm; microtubule plus-end. Gene Ontology annotation, molecular function: microtubule plus-end binding. The record is from RefSeq and is a predicted model, not a curated record. Gene Ontology annotation, biological process: positive regulation of microtubule polymerization; cytoplasmic microtubule organization.
UUGAACUGCCUCACCCACUAACAUCAUCAUCGACAUCAUUCCUGUGAGAUCAUCAUCAUGUAAACACACACACACUGUAAAUCACUUUAUUUUCCUUAUCACAGAGAAAUGCUGCACAUUAAAACACUUCAGGUCAGUGUUCAGGAAGGGGUGAAAUUUCAAACCCUGCAGGAAUAGCACACUCACGUGUAUAAAGCCGAGAAGAUGAGUACAGCAAAGCCGAGUGGUCUCAAACCGCCCACCAAGAUUGGAAAACCAGCUGCGGUGCCAAACAAGACCUCACCCACUGCAGCCGUCCCCAAAGCGGUGAUGUCUCCAACCUCUCAUACAGGUCCAGACACAGAGUCAGACUUCUCCGUUGGUGAAAGAGUCUGGGUCAAUGGAAACAAACCGGGCUACGUGCAGUUCAUCGGCGGGACUCAGUUUGCACCGGGUCAAUGGGCGGGUAUCGUUCUAGAUGAACCCAUAGGGAAAAAUGACGGUUCUGUGGCCGGGAUUCACUACUUUCAGUGCGAGGACCUGCGAGGGAUAUUCACUCGCCCUUCCAAACUGUCUCACACUUCUGUGGCGGAGCUUAAGGCCAAUGGCACGGAGACGCCGGCCAGCAAGACCUCCACCAGCCAGACCACUCCCCCCAAAGCUCUUCCAGAUACUCAAACCGCUAAUGCACCCAAAACCUCAGCAAACCUAACCAGAGCCGCCAGCGGGUCCACCUCGAAUCUGUCCGAGGCCGACUCGGCUAAGAAGUUACAACGGGAACUUAAACUGGGUGAUCGUGUUCUGGUGGGUGGAACCAAGGCAGGCGUGGUGCGUUUUCUGGGUGAAACUGACUUUGCCAAAGGCGAAUGGUGCGGUGUUGAAUUAGAUGAGCCGCUUGGAAAGAACGACGGGGCAGUGGCGGGUGUGAGGUAUUUCCAGUGUCUUCCCAAGUACGGCCUGUUCGCUCCCACGCACAAAGUGACCCGCAUCGGCUUCCCGUCCACCACGCCGGCCAAAUCCAAAAGCUCAAGACCGCGGUCCACCCUGAAGCGCAGCCCCAGCGCCUCCUCCGUGAGCUCCCUCAGCUCCAUGGCCUCCUCAGUCGGAGGCAAACCCAGUCGAGCGGGCCUGCUCACGGAGACGUCUGUGCGUUACGCGCGGAAGAUCUCGGGCACCACGGCGCUGCAGGAGGCUCUGAAGGAGAAGCAGCAGCACAUCGAGCAACUCCUGGUCGAACAGGACCUGGAGAGGAUGGAGGUGGCCAGAGCCACCAGCCACGCCGGAGAGGUUCAACAUGAGCUGGCGCUUCUCAGACAGGGUCAGGAACAGUAUGCCCUCGAGAUGGAAGCCAAGUUGGAUCAGUUGCGCAGACUCGUGGAAACGGCAGACAGAGAAAAAGUGGAGCUGAUGAAUCAACUGGAGGAGGAGAAAAGAAAAGUGGAGGAUCUGCAGUUUCGUGUAGAAGAAGCUUGCAUUACCAAAGGUGACCUGGAGACGCAGACCAAACUGGAGCAUGCCCACAUUAAGGAACUUGAACAGAGUCUUCUCUUUGAAAAGACCAAAGCAGAUAAACUCCAGAGAGAGUUAGAGGACACUCGGGUGGCCACAGUGUCUGAGCGCUCCAGGAUCAUGGAGCUGGAGAAGGAGGUGGCUGAUCUUCAGCUUCAGAUGAGAACUCUCAGAGCCGAGACCUCCGGAUCCGCUUCACCUCCAUUACAGGACAAGAAGAUCAAAGAGCUGAACAGCGAGCUGGAGAACAGACAUAAAGAGAUGCUUCUGUUCCAGCAGAAACUUGCAUCAUCUGAGCAGGAGAACACUUCUCUCCAACAACAACUACAGGAUCUGAAACAAAAGCUUGUCGUGGCAUCAGAGGAAAAUAAUCAAGCUAUGCUAACUGUGCAAGAGCUGGAGAAGAAUGUUACAGCAGAUAAAGAGAAGCUGGACCGGGUGUGUGAGGAGAAGAAGGAGCUGGAGAGGGAGUGUGAGGAGAGAGAGCGCCAGAUGAAGGAGAAGACGGGCCGAACUGAAGGAGAGUUGAACAAAUCCACAGAGAGGAACGUCGAUCUGGAACGACAGGUGGCUGAACUGAAGGCCUACAAAGAUCAAACCCAGUCCACAGAGGAGCUGGAUCACCUGACACAGAGAAACAAAGAGCAGCAGAAGGAGGUUGAGACCCUGAAGCAUCAGAACUCUCAGUACGAGCAGCAGUUGAGUUCAGAGACGCAGCGCAUCGGAAACCUCUGCAAAGAAAUUGAGGAGCUGAAGCUGGCAGCCAAUCAGAAGUCUCAGAUGCUCCAGGAUGAGAAAGGGAAGUUGGCUUUGGACCUGAACGUGAGUCGACAGGAUGUCCACAUGCAGCAGAAGCCUGAAGAUGAAUCUCUGACCAGCCAGCUAGAGAUUACAGAGAGGGAGAACUCCAAUGCACUGAUGUCAGAUAAAGACAAAGAGCUCCAGACGUUACGAAAUGAGAUCGCAAUGCUGCGUGGGGAAAAUGCCAUGGCCAGAACGCUUCAGUCAGCAGUGAAAUCUCUAGAGAGGGACAAAGCCCAUCUGCAGAGUCGAGUGAACAGUCUGGAACAAAAGCUGGAGGGACGGCCGGGCGGAAACGGAGAAGUCAUCACCUCAGGUGAUGCUGCUAUGGAGCAGCUGAGAGGAGAGAAGGAGUUUGCUGAGGGACAGAUCAACUUCUUAAACUCGGUCAUUGUGGAUCUCCAGAGGAAGAAUGAGGAACUGAAUGUGAAGCUGAAGAAAAUGGCAUUGACCGAAUUCAACGGCAAUGAUGAAAACGAUGGUCUUGGUGAUGUCAAAAAGAAGAAGAAAGCUCCUCCACGUGUUUUCUGCGACAUUUGCGACUGCUUCGACCUUCACGACACAGAGGACUGUCCCACGCAGACGCAGUCUCCAGACUCUCCACCGCACACCACCUAUCAUGGCUGCCGCGGUGGUGAACGGCCUUACUGCGACACCUGUGAGGCUUUCGGUCACUGGAAAGAUUCCUGCAACGAUGACCAAACCUUCUGAAUUCCCCCUCGGCCCCUCCGCCUGAGAGCAGGCAAUGCACAGAUCGCUUUCCACCAGAAUAUACGCUAUUUUUGUAUACAGCAUAUAUAUAUAUCUAUAUAUACAUUCAGACCUCUUGUACAUUCCUUUACACCUGUCCGUCUGAAGGCUAGGGUAUGCUGCAUUCAUGUCUUUCAAAUGUUUUAAUGACGGGAGAUUUUUCAGUGUUGUUUUGUGUGUUUUCAACUGUUGUGUGUGCAUUAAUCCAAUGAAGAAUUACCAGCGGAAAAAUGGGAAGCUGUUUAGCGAUACUUAAGUGUGUUUUUAAAGCUGCUGUUUGUAGUUUCUUUGCUAAUAGAAUUGAGAAAAUACUGCUUUUUAACAGUUCUGCUUAAAUAACAGCAAACAAAGCAGUUCUUUUAAUUCAUUUUUAAUGCAGUUUUGUCUAAAAAAUAUCUUAAAGAGAUCGUAAACAAUAAAGACAAUAAAGUUGUUAGCCGAAUAUUUUGGCCAAUGUAGCAGGUCAUCAGGGAUUGUAGGCCAAUGUUUGUAAACCAGACUUUUUACUUUAAAUAGGAUUUAAAAUAAGACAAAGCAAACAGCUAAAACAACUAAAAAUCAAGAAAUAUACAUCUUUCUAGUUAUGGCUAGCUAAUAAUUUACUUGCGCAUAAAACUGAGACUGAGACAAAAAUGACACACUUCAGCAUUGAGAAGUCGUAAUGGACUGCUAUUGCGGACACAAAAACCAGUGCACCAAACAAAGAUGAAGCUAACCACUUUAAACUUAUUGCACUCUUCACUUUAAAUACAUACAGCACAUGAGCUGCCGUUCUUAAGAACUGAGUUCUUGUCAAAUAUAAUCGUGAUAAUGAGACACAAAUGUUGUGUAUUUUUAUGUUAUAUCCUGUAGAUUUCUGGCCUAUUCACACCAAGCUAUGAAGAAUAUGCACAAGAUUAUCCGAUUGAACUUGUUCUUUCUCUUAUGGAUUCUUGAUUAAUUUAUGUAAAUUAUUCAUAUGCUUCUUUCAGGUAUUUCGACUUGUCUUCAGAGAACAAAGAACAAUUUGGGUGCAAAACAUUUUUGUGAAUAUUUUUUACAUUUGUGUAGUAUAGUUGGCGUGAAUAGGCCUUCACUAAAGCACAACUUUAAUGCACAGGAUCAUAUUGAAUCUCGUAAUAUUUAUGUCAUAUUAACAAAGUUUAUUUAGCAACCUAAUAAACUGCAAUGAAGUAGUGCACAAGACUAUAUGUAUAAUAUUUAUGACUAUUUCUGGUUUAAAAAUAAUUUGAUAAAAAAGUGUUCAUUGCAAAUAGGAUCUGUUUCUACUAAAAUAUUGUGGCAGUGUUUAACUGUUGUAACUGUUUAUGUACUGUUUGUUCCAAUGAACUUAAUAAAAAAUGUCCAACAAAUUCUUCUGA